UUAUAUUUUCAGGCCUGAAAAUCAGCCAGUUUCACAAAUGAUCACUGACGGGGUCUCGGAUGAAACUGAUCCCUACUCGAAACUGGAAGGUCUGUUUUCGUCCUUCUUGAACGGAGACGAGUCAAACACCAACACAGUUUGGGGAUGGGAAGACAGCCAGGACCCCAAUAAUUUAGAGGGGUUCCCUCCUAGCCUCCUCACCCCACUGCAGAACGUUCAGAUCACAUCCCAGCACCUUCCUUAUCAGCCUUUGAGCAGCGACACAGAGAGAAAUACAGAGAAGACUCUGCACUGGACCAACAGCCAGCAGGUCUACCAAUCAUACACUUCGUUUCCUGCAUCGCUAAGCGACCACCUAAGCUCCGCCCCCUCAGAGGACGAUGAGUUCCGAAACCUGGAUAGCCCCGCCCUCGAGGUGUCAGACAGCGAAUCAGAUGACACGAUACCCCCCCGGGACUCGCCCACUUACUAUGGAGUCCCCCACACCAGUCUCCCCAGUAAGAGGAAGCAGCGUCUCUACCAGUUCCUCCUGUCCCUCCUCCACAGAGGAGAGAUGAGAGAGUGUGUCUGGUGGCUGGAUCGAGAGCUUGGGAUAUUUCAGUUCUCCUCCAAGCACAAGGAAUCUCUCGCUCACCUCUGGGGGGCGCAAAAGGGCAACCGCAAGGCCAUGACCUACCAGAAGAUGGCGCGAGCCCUGAGGAAUUAUGGGAAAACUGGAGAGAUCCGGAAAGUGAAAAAGAAACUCACCUACCAGUUUGAUACGUCACUGCUGGAGAGGAGCGUGCGCAAGUGAAUCGGACUGUGUGUGUGCGCGUGUGUGUCUCUCUCUCUCUCUCAUUAGCGGUGAUGCUGUGUGUGUCUCUCUC
This is a messenger RNA of Polyodon spathula (Mississippi paddlefish), 866 nucleotides long. Its product is annotated as transcription factor Spi-B-like. Gene Ontology annotation, molecular function: DNA-binding transcription factor activity, RNA polymerase II-specific; sequence-specific DNA binding. Gene Ontology annotation, biological process: regulation of transcription by RNA polymerase II; cell differentiation. NCBI's taxonomy places the organism in Eukaryota, Metazoa, Chordata, Actinopteri, Acipenseriformes, Polyodontidae. The record is from RefSeq and is a predicted model, not a curated record. The transcript is spliced from 5 exons. The coding region runs from base 38 to 793 and encodes 251 amino acids. Gene Ontology annotation, cellular component: nucleus.